UGACGUGUCAACAGGGGCAGUGAGGGAAGUUUGCAGGCUUGACAUUUUUAGUUUGAAAAGGGCUACCUGUUUUAAAUGUAGUAUUAUUAGUUUUUGUUGAGAAUCAUGUCCCUGCUGCAGUGUGUGUGCAGGUCAACAUGCAGUGGAGGAAACACAUUACUGGGCUCGCUUUUAGUAUCGUUUUCGUUGUAUCAUAUUUCACGAACAAGUUCGUCCUGUCAGUGUUAAAAUUCACAUAUCCGACCUUAUUUCAAGGAUGGCAGACAUUUGUCGGGGCUCUUCUGCUUCUACUCUCUGGGAAGUUUGGAUGGGUGGAAAUGAGCCGCAUUACCAGAUCAGCGGCUCUUUCCUGUCUUCCAGGCUCCCUCCUGUUUGUGGGAAACAUUUAUGCUGGUUCCAGGGCUUUAUCACGCAUUGACAUUCCUUUUUUCUUCACUCUUCAGAAUUCCUCCCAUGUCGUCAGUUACAUAAUCCUGAAGGUUGUCCAUAGAGAGAAGACACAAUGGCUGAAAUUGUUCAGCAUAUGUUUCAUGCUGCUGUCAGCCAUCAACCUCCCGAUGUACGACCCUCAGUUUGACAUCAGUGGUUACCUGUGGGCUGUUGGUCAUCUGCUCUGUGUGGGUGGAUACAGAGUGUUUCAAGUUCACUACAAAUCCAGUAAUUUGAGUGACCUCGAACAACAGUGCAUUAACUACUUGUUUAGUGUACUGCUUCUGGCCAUCGCUGCUCACCCAUCAGGUGACCUCAUGGGUGCCAUGGAGUUUCCCUCACUUCAGUCCUACACAUUUCACUGUGGCUGCUGUGCAAGUGCACUGCUGGGGUUUUUGUUGUUGCUGGCCACAGUGAAACUAAAGAGUAGGCUGACCCUUGAGCACUUUGAGGUCUGGAUAUUUCUGUCUAAGAUCACCGCCAUGUUCCUGUCCCCUUUUGUUUUCAACAUGGACAUUAACACUCCAUCUCUUAUUUGUGUGGUCACCAGUCAUGUUGGAGAGGCCCUGCUGGUGUAUUCCCAGAGAGACUCUCAGUUGUGAUAAAUAAGAACAUUCCAGCUACGCCCAAAGACAUUGUUUUCUAUCAAAAUAAAACGUAUUUUUGUAACUUCUC
Molecule: messenger RNA, 1104 nt
Organism: Gymnodraco acuticeps
Lineage: Eukaryota; Metazoa; Chordata; Actinopteri; Perciformes; Bathydraconidae
Gene: slc35d4
Product: transmembrane protein 241
Exons: 15
Coding region: 138-1031 (297 amino acids)
Source: RefSeq, a predicted model, not a curated record